ACUAAUCAGAGCCGGGGUUGAAGAAGCAUUCAGGUCGCGUUGGCAGGCGGAGAGACCCGUUUAUUAUCUUUUUAUUUUCAUGGAUGGUUAAUUAAAAAUAUAUAUGUAUGGCGCUCCUUUUUGUAGCUUAGCUCGUUUGCUUUUAUAGUUUUGCCUUCAUUUGUAUAUUUUUCCCCCAGACGCUGCUGUUUGAAUUUGUUUUGUCUUGCUUAGCAACAGCGACUUCACGGUUCAGUAUUUUUGCAAGAUGUCCGCGGCGGAUGGAGCAGAAGAAGCUGUGUACCAUGAGAAUCAGGAAAACAUGGCCGGACGGUUACGAGGUUCAAAUAAGAGUAGACUGGAGAACCAGGAGAACGUGAACGCUAGUAAACAGACCGCCAGAACCGUCCUGGGAGCUUUGGCCAACAACCAACGCCGGCAGCCCGCCCUGAGAGGCUCCAAACAGGGCUCAGCACCCCAAGCCUGUAAAUCAGAAGACUACAGCAAAAGCUAUGUCGAGAAGCCUGCAGCCAAACAACCUGCUUUUCAGAUUCACAUCGACGAACCUGAUGGGGCCUGCUCCAAAAAACAAGCGUCUGCCAAACAAGCCGCCGUGAAUUGCUCUCCGUUAACACUGAAUCCGACAGUAACGCGGCUCAGGCAGCCUCUCGCUACUAUUGACCUGCCUAUGGAGCUCAGUUUUGAUUCUCCCAUGGACAUGUCGAUCGUUGAGAGUGAGGAGAGGACUGUGAAUGUAAAUGAAGUUACCGAUUACGCUUCUGAAAUCCAUACACAUUUAAGGGCGAUGGAGGUUAAGUGCAGGCCGAAAGCAGGCUACAUGAAGAAGCAGCCUGACAUCACGAACAGCAUGCGUGCCAUCCUGGUGGACUGGCUGGUGGAAGUCGGCGAGGAGUACAAGCUCCAGAACGAGACGCUGUACCUGGCCGUGAACUACAUCGACCGCUUCCUGUCCUCCAUGUCCGUCCUGAGAGGGAAGCUGCAGCUCGUCGGCACGGCAGCCAUGCUCUUGGCUUCGAAGUUUGAAGAGAUCUACCCCCCAGAGGUGGCAGAGUUUGUCUACAUCACUGACGACACCUACUCAAAGAAGCAAGUGUUAAGAAUGGAGCAUCUGGUCCUGAAGGUCCUGUCCUUUGAUCUGGCCGCACCGACGAUCGUCCAGUUUCUCACGCAGUACUUCCUCAAGCAGCGAGUCUGCAACAAAGUCGAGAGCUUGUCCAUGUUUCUCGGAGAGUUAAGUUUAGUUGAUGCAGACCCCUUCCUGAAGUACCUCCCCUCUCAAAUGGCUGCUGCCGCCUUUAUUUUGGCAAACUACACCAUCACAGGGGCUUCUUGGUCCAAGGCUCUGGCUGAGAUGACUGGUUACACAUUGGAAGACCUCAUGCCAUGCAUCCAAGAUCUCCAUCAGACCUACCUCGGUGCUGCUCAGCACGCACAGCAGUCCAUCAGAGAGAAAUAUAAGGGCGUGAAACACCAUGAAGUUUCUCUCCUUGAACCCCCACAGAAGCUGAUGUUGAAUUGACCCUGACUUUUUUUUCCUCCCCCCCAUCUCCUCCCCUCAAAUUCCCGACUCUAACAGGAAUUGUGUGUAUAGUCCUCACGUUGCAUAAACAUGUAACUGCAAUAACUGACACUGUAGCCUUCCUGUGUGGAGGAUAUGGUGAAAUUAGCAUGUCGUGUAUAUUUUGUGCAGUCCUGAAGGACUGCUGUGUUUUAUGCUUGAUGCAUCGGUAUUUUGUACAGUAGAUAAUCCUUAAAGCAUUUUUUACUUUUUUUUUUAAUGAAGGCAACAAAAGUGGUUUUCAAUACAAUUUCAAUGGAGAUAUUUUUCCACCUUGAUAUCUAAAUAAACCACUGGGUUUUUCUAUAUAAAAAAACAAACUUGUGAGCAUUACUUUGUGGUGGGGGUUUUUUGUUUUAGGUUAAAUUAUGGUGCACUAUCAUGCCUAAGGAUUUGACUGGGGGCUAUAUAACAACUCCUCAUGGUAUGUUCCAGGAACACGUGGUGUUACUGUCCUGAAAUGGUAUAAAGGGACUGAGACAACAGUUCCUCACAUCAGUUGUUUCCAUCCAUGUCUUUUUAUGUGAAUUUUUGGUAUAUUGUGUAAAAUGUGGUCUGGAAACACCAGAUGUGAAUUAAAAACUCAAAUGCACUUGUGCGCUCAAUUGAGGCAGUUUAGGGGGGAAAAAAAACAAUUAUACUACAAUGGAAACAUUUACAUUUAUUUACAAACAUACAUUAAUUUGUAUCAAGUCCUGUGAUUUCUUGCAUUUUUUUUUAAACAAACAAGUGAUUAGAUAACUGGCUCAGAAAAGUAAAAAUGGUGGUGAAAGUGAGAUUCUCCAGGUUCCCCAGAAUUGACUAUUUUGUCCUCUUGAACCCACAGGAAGGAGACUUAUUUUUAUGUUCUAAUAUUUCACGAGUUAAAUUCACAACUUGGAUGGAAAUCUUAUUUUCACAUUCCUCUUUAGAAGCUAGAAAUGUUAAUGAACGAUUGUUACUAUAGAAACAUAUUGGCACUAGAGCAAUAAUAUAAACUGAUCUGCUUUACAGCCAGCACUACUCUACUCUUAAAGCUGCUGUUAUAGAAAACAAUUCUCUCCCACUCAGAAAUGAAGAUCCAACUGGUUAGUGUUAUUCUUUAUCCUAAAUGUUUGCUGUAGGAAGUUUACAGAUUUGGCCAUGUGCUGGGGCUGUAAGGCUAAAAUAAGGGAUACUUAACUGCUAACUGAAGUGGGGGUAAUUAACUUUCCUGAUUUUAUAUAGCUCCCAAAAUGUACUCAAGUAUUACAGUACAGACUUGUAUCACAUCUUGUAUUUGGAUUUUAGUUAUUUUCCUCAAGCAGCCUGUAUAGAGAUUUUUUUUUUUUACUGUUCUUUGUACCAUUCAUAUUUAAUCCCAUAUCAUAUCCACUACUUUAUUCAUUUCCUUUUACUGUUUAAAUGUUUUUAGUGUACCUCCACCUCUGCUUACACUUUUGCAUAUGACUCAGAAACCCACAUCCUUCUCCUCCACAUGAAGCGCUAACUUAACUGCAUUCAAGGUAAAAGUUUCAAUUAGAAUUAGGUCAAGUUUAUUGAUUUAUUUUAUUUACACAAACAAGUUAAUAAAUAGAACUUAAAAAAAUGUGAGCAAAGGAUCUGAUUAAAUUUGCCUUUCUUUCGUGAAAGGAAACGCUCUUACUUUGAGCCUUUCACAUUCAAGGCAGCAUUUUAAUAAAGGAGUACAUUACAUCAUUAAAUGUUUAGUAUCUGUUAAUUUAAAACGAACAAAAGUUCAUAAGGUUCUCUCCUAUUCUCACAUACAAAAAAAAUUAACCGACAGGUUACAUGUUGAUUUCAAGAUAAUCCAGCUCGACUACAUAAAUUUUUUAAAAAAUUAACAAAUUUAAGACCACAAUCCAACAAAACCACACACACAAUGACAGAUCGAAAUCUUUCUUCCCUACACAGGAAGCGCUAAUAAACUAUAUAUACCUAGCAAUUAUUUAUUCUAUGUUAAGCUUAAAUAUUUUCUCAUCCACCCCAUAAGAAAAGCAUCCAUACUUAAUAGUAAUUUCAUAAAUAAUCUUUCAAAAGCACUGACCAAAGAGCUGGAACAAUUUUACAACACACCAUGUGUAUAUAUAGUGUUUGCUGCUUUUUUUUUGUCUGUCAGCCUUUCAGAUCUGUGGAAUUUCUCCAAAAUAGCAACUGUUUUCCAUGCAGAAGACGAGAUCAGCAGGACGUCGAGAGCAAGAGCAUCGUCUGCCUGCUUAGAAACCUACAUUGGAGGAACUCUCUCCCAGCUAGUCACGUUGUAGGAGCUUAGAAGUGUAAUUGUGUGUAUUUAUCAGUGUGUGGUGCUGUGUCGUGCUGGAGUAUGUGUUGAUACACAGUGUAUUUAGACUCCUGUAGGAGCCAGGCGGCUGAUGAAGGCGAUGCUAUUGAGGCACAUUCUCCUGAAGAAGGCCGGGCAGGCGGGCUUCAUCACAAAGUGCUCCAGGAGAAUCCUCAACUCUGUGAACAGGG
Ictalurus punctatus (channel catfish) is the source of this 4009-nucleotide messenger RNA. It is a transcript of the gene ccna2, whose product is annotated as cyclin A2. Gene Ontology annotation, cellular component: cytoplasm; nucleus; cyclin A2-CDK2 complex. NCBI's taxonomy places the organism in Eukaryota, Metazoa, Chordata, Actinopteri, Siluriformes, Ictaluridae. Gene Ontology annotation, biological process: regulation of cyclin-dependent protein serine/threonine kinase activity; mitotic cell cycle phase transition. The transcript has 9 exons. Gene Ontology annotation, molecular function: cyclin-dependent protein serine/threonine kinase regulator activity. Bases 248 to 1519 code for a protein of 423 amino acids. The record is from RefSeq and is a predicted model, not a curated record.